Molecule: messenger RNA, 1005 nt
Organism: Cyprinodon tularosa
Lineage: Eukaryota; Metazoa; Chordata; Actinopteri; Cyprinodontiformes; Cyprinodontidae
Product: high choriolytic enzyme 2-like
Exons: 1
Coding region: 83-880 (265 amino acids)
Biological process (GO): proteolysis
Molecular function (GO): metalloendopeptidase activity; zinc ion binding
Source: RefSeq, a predicted model, not a curated record
CAGAGCCAGACAUCAAGCUUCAAGGAGUCUCUCCACAGCAGUUCUCUCUAGAAGCUCCUGAGUCUUUGAGUCGAACCCGAAGAUGAUUUCCUCCACCAGCCUCCUCCUGCUGCUCCUGCUCGGCCUCUCUCAGGCUUUUCCUGUUGAAGAGGAAGGACCCCAGGAAGAGGAAACCCAAGAAGGAGUAGACACCGUGGACUUGACCACCAGAAUUUUGAGCGCCAACAACGGCUCCGAAGAAAUGCUGCUGGGAGGAGACAUACUGGUUCCCAAAGACAGGAAUGCAAUGAAGUGCUGGUACAACAGCUGCCAAUGGGGAAAAGCCUCCAAUGGCUAUGUGGUGAUUCCUUAUGUAAUUGGGAGGGAGUUCACCAGUUGGGAAAGGGGGACCAUCGAGGGCGCCAUGAGGGCCUUCGCCAGUAAUACCUGCAUCCGCUUCGUGCAACGUAGCAAUGAACGUGACUUCAUCAGCAUUGUAAGCAAACAGGGCUGCUGGGCUGAGCUGGGCAGAACCGGAGGCAUGCAGGAGGUCUCACUCAACAGGGGGGGCUGCGUGUAUGGCGGAGUGGUCCAACACGAGCUCAUCCACGCUCUGGGCUUCAAUCACGAGCAGACCCGGAGCGACCGCGACAACUACGUAAGGAUCAACUGGCAGAACAUCAUCCAGGAGUCCGCCUACAACUUCCAGAAGCAAGACACCAACAACCUGAACACUCCCUAUGACUACUCCUCCAUUAUGCACUAUGGAAGAGACGCCUUUGCUGUGGCCCCCGGGAGGGAGACCAUCACCCCUAUCCCCAAUCCCAACGUCCAGAUCGGCCAGAGGCAGGGCAUGUCCUCCUGGGACAUCAGAAGGAUCAACCUGCUCUACAGAUGCUAAAAACUCUCCUUCUGCUAGAAGUGAGAACUUCAACUUCAUGUUAACUAAAUAUUGGAACCAGAAAUAAUGAAUUUUAAAAAUAAUUGAUGAAAAAUUUAAAAUCCUAAUAAACUAAGAGCAGCAAU